AUGUCGGGCCUGUACACAAUCUUUGACUGCCUGACGGAAGGUCGACCCUUUGCUACGCGGGUCCUGCAUGAGGUGGUUCACCACUGGGCCCAAUCAGCACAUGAACUUGCAUCGUAUGGGGCUGGCAAGGACCUGGAGCGUUUCGGCCUCUGCUUCCUGCGCCGCGGAGGACUGGAGCAGAGCAUUCCAUUUGGCAAGCACGUCAGAAGCGCUGUGCAUUCCGAUCUGGACAAUUUGCAGGUCAGUUGGAUCCAGGACUGCGAUUUGAGCAAGGAGGGGCAGAAGGCCUGCGAAAACGCUUUGGACCUGGCCCUGGAUGUGCUCGGACUGGGCGUCAAAGGAGAUUCAGAAGGCCUCGCGGUGCAGGUGUGGACCUUCCGCGCCAAUCAGAUCCUGAGUUCUUUGGCAACAUCUGCCUCGACCCAGAAGUUGAUCGCUGCCGGCAUCGACAUCACCGUGGUGAAAUUGGCGGAGCCCAGGAGUGAGCUUCUGCAAGUCCAGGGGGUGAAGGUGGUGUCAGUGGCCAGCACGAAAUCCGCAGUGCGUCGGUUCUUGCGCCAGCGGCUUGCCGUACAGAUCUCCAUUGAUCUUGAGCUGCCGAUGCGCCUGGAACCCGCGGUGGCGUGGAAGAUGGAGAACUUUCAGAUGGACUCCAAUCCUUCAAAGGCGGUGUCUUGCAGCUGCGUGCCAGUCGUCCUUCUGGUGCCAGGGCAGUAUGAGGCAGCAACUGCGCGACUGUCGGUGUCGGCCUUUCAGUUUCAACGCUUCGUCAAGCUGCAAGGCAUUGAUCUCUUCUGCUUCUAUGGCCUUCCCCUGGUGGCACGGCCGGAUUCAAAGGAUCCAAGGGCCGCCCUUUCUGCCAGGCUGGGUGGUCGUGAGGAGGGGUGA
Molecule: messenger RNA, 888 nt
Organism: Cladocopium goreaui
Lineage: Eukaryota; Dinophyceae; Suessiales; Symbiodiniaceae
Source: the annotation of a GenBank genome assembly